AUGCCCACUUUCUACUGCUUCCCCCUUCUCCCCGUGGAAAUUCGUCAACGCAUCUGGGAGCUGGCCAUGGAGCCCCGUCAGAUCGUGUAUGGCGAAGAACCUCCUUCCUACUAUCAAUGCCCCUGGCCGUCAUCUGCGCCGCCGCCGCCCCUACUUCACACCUGCGCCGAAUCCCGGACACAUCUCCAGCGGUAUUACGCCAAGGCAUUCGCCACGGAAAAGGAUCCCGAAAAAUACGCUUGGGUUAACUUCGACAUCGAUACCUUUUACCUGAACCAACGGGCUCUAGGAGAACUCGGUGCUGAAUGCCCGAUGGUCCGCAAGCUCAUCGUUCUUGGCAUAUGUUCCGACUCGUUUUACGAAACCUACCGCUGGCGAUUACGUGAGAUGAAGCAUUUGGAAACGGUUACCAUUCUUCACAUGGAGUCGCCAGAGGAAAUAGACGACCGGUGGUGGGGGGAAUGGGACGACAUAAUGGAGGGCUACUAUUUCCGUGACGACCCUGUCCCCUUCUACACGCGGAUUCUCUACCCCAAACACCCGCCUUACGAGAUUAACCCGGACAACUACCUGAAAGUUGAGCGAGAUGCUCGGAGGAAGCGGGUGGCGGAGAACCCCGACUGGUUCGAGCCGGGCUACCAAGUAUCUGACUCGGACGACGACGUCUGCGCACCAGGCCGAUUUCGGCUGGGCUACAUCCGCCGCGUCGAGGAUUGA
Molecule: messenger RNA, 717 nt
Organism: Colletotrichum truncatum
Lineage: Eukaryota; Fungi; Ascomycota; Sordariomycetes; Glomerellales; Glomerellaceae
Source: RefSeq, a predicted model, not a curated record